GUAAAAAUAAAACAGAAUCUAGUUACGAAGAAAUGCUUCAAAUCAUAAUUCAUAAAUGUGCCGAAAGAAAUUUGUUUCCGGACCCACAAACAAUUAAUGUGGACUUUGAAAAAGCAGUAAUCAAUGCUAUAAAAUCUGUUAUUGGAGAAGAUGUACAAAUCCAGGGAUGCUUUUUUCAUCUCUGUCAAAGUACCCACAGAAAAAUACAACAGUUAGGUCUUGAACAAUUAUAUAGGUCAAAUGAAGAGUUUUCCCAUUUUUGUGGCAUGUUAGACAGUCUGGCGUUUUUACCAAUAAAUUAUAUUAAUACAGGUUUAACGUAUUUAAAAAGUGUCAUGUCUGAAGAAGCUACAGAUUUAGUCGAGUAUUUUGAGCGCACAUAUAUAGGGUCGUAUAAAAGAGUUGGGAACGGACAAUCGGAGUUACGAAUAAAAAUGAGAAAAACAUCUCCUCAUUUUCCACCAUCUGUCUGGAAUGUAAGAGACGCAACAUUAAACAACGGAGAUCGAACUAACAAUGUAUGUGAAGGAUGGAAUAAUCGGUUUUCCAACUUAGUGAAUCACAAGCAUCCAACAAUUUGGACAUUAAUUACCAAGAUGCGGCAUGAAAAUGCAGCAGACGAAACUAAAGUAGCACAGCGUCAACUGGGUACCAUCGGACCACCAUCGAAAAAAAAAAAAAAAGAUAUAUUAAAACAUCUUUGCGAAGAGUUCGAUGGUGGAAGUAGAGACAUUCCAAAUUUUUUAAAUGCGAUUGCUAAUUUUAUUAGAAAGUAAUAAAAUGUUCUAUUUU
Molecule: messenger RNA, 792 nt
Organism: Acyrthosiphon pisum (pea aphid)
Lineage: Eukaryota; Metazoa; Arthropoda; Insecta; Hemiptera; Aphididae
Exons: 3
Coding region: 33-776 (247 amino acids)
Source: RefSeq, a predicted model, not a curated record